Molecule: messenger RNA, 786 nt
Organism: Branchiostoma belcheri (Belcher's lancelet)
Lineage: Eukaryota; Metazoa; Chordata; Leptocardii; Amphioxiformes; Branchiostomatidae
Product: lipoxygenase homology domain-containing protein 1-like
Exons: 5
Coding region: 1-474 (157 amino acids)
Molecular function (GO): protein binding
Source: RefSeq, a predicted model, not a curated record
AUGCAUGAUCGACAGAAAUUAAGGGGCUACAGUGAAGUCGUCAGGGUGCAGUACAGAGACACCGAUGGUCCAAACAACAAUGGGCAAUCACCUGGGGAUCUGGUGUCAAAGGUCAAGGUGUGGCACGACAACUCUGGAUUAUCACCUGGGUGGUUUCUUAACAAGGUGGUGGUGCAGAAUUUAAAAACGGGUCUCCAGCAGGAGUUUCCGUUCUACCGCUGGCUAUCCAGAGGGAGGGACGACAACAGAAUAGCCAGGGAAGUGGCGAUGAAUGGGUCUGGGGACGGACAAGUGAAAAUCUGCAAGGUUCGCUUCACUACUGCUGACAAGUGGUCCGCCACAAGUUCAAGUCCCGUCAUUGUAAGUCUCGUCGGGAGUCUAGGACAGUCAGAGAGGAUUCAAGUCUUGGGAGAACUGAAGAGAGGAAGGUAUGAGCUCGAGGCUUCAUCGGUGCAAAGAGGGUCUCCAGAAUAAAUUUCAUAACCUCCUUGGGUUGGCUAUCAAAGUGACAAAGCAGAGGCCUUCUUAUUUACGUCUGUAUGCAAAGAAUCAUUCCUAACAUUGAAUUUAGGUUUAAGCCGACAGCACCAUCAUGCUACAUGUUUGUUUUACCAGGGAUACGGAAUUCACAAUUGUAACAACUAACCUCGGAGAGUUGCAAGGGGUGCACCUGAGUCUUCGUAACAAAGGUCACUGGUUGCUUGAGAGGGUUGAAGUACAUACAUGUACGCCAGGAUCUCGACCGCUAGCAACUGAACGUCUUGGCACGUGGAUUUCCAAAACUGA